Molecule: messenger RNA, 2289 nt
Organism: Solanum pennellii
Lineage: Eukaryota; Viridiplantae; Streptophyta; Magnoliopsida; Solanales; Solanaceae
Product: pentatricopeptide repeat-containing protein At3g49240, mitochondrial
Exons: 1
Coding region: 119-2077 (652 amino acids)
Cellular component (GO): chloroplast
Molecular function (GO): protein binding
Source: RefSeq, a predicted model, not a curated record
GGAAAACCCGGCCCGUUAACACUUCUCUACAAUCUAUUCUCCGUCUUCUCCAAUCCCUUUGCCACUGAUAAACCCUGGCAGAACCCUAAAUCCUCCAUUAUCGUAAGGACCAUUCGAGAUGGCUCUCUCCAAGCACACCUUUUUCACCCAUCACCUCAGAACCUUAGCUAAACCCCAUUAUCUCCGCCGCCCUCAACCACCACCUUCCUUCAUUUCCCUCCGUCUCCUUUCAUUUGCCACUCCUGAAGAAGCUGCCGCUGAACGCCGUAAACGCAAACGCCGACUCCGUAUUGAACCCCCUUUAUCAUCCCUCCGUCAGCAACAUCAACCUCGUCCCACUACACCUCAAAACCCUAGCUCCACUAAUAACCCGAAUGCACCGAAGAUCCCCGAAACUGUUUCUGUACUAUCCGGUAAUAGACUUAAUCUGCAUAAUCGGAUUCUUAAACUCAUUCGUGAGAAUGAUUUGGAUGAAGCUGCUUUGUACACGCGGCACUCUGUUUACUCUAAUUGCCGCCCUACUAUCUUUACUUGCAACGCUGUAAUGGCUGCGCAACUCCGGCAGUCCAGAUAUUCUGAUCUACUUUCUCUUCACCGGUUUAUCACGCAGGCUGGUAUUGGGGCUAAUAUUGUCACACAUAAUUUGCUCCUCACGGCUUUUAUGGAUUGCCGGAAAACUGAUAUGGCUAUGGAACAUUACAAGCAGCUCAUCAAUAAUGCACCAUUUAACCCUUCCCCGACUACGUAUCGGAUACUUAUUAAAGGGCUUGUUGAUAACAACAAGAUUGAUAGGGCGAUGGAGUUGAAGGAGGAAAUGUUGUCCAAGGGGUUUAGUGCUGAUCCGAUUGUGUAUAGUUAUUUGAUGUCUGGACAAGCUAAGGUUUCGAACCCAGAUGCAGUUUUCGAGCUUUAUGAAGAUUUAAAGGAGAAAUUGGGAGGAAGUGUUUCGGAUGGAGUGAUUUAUGGGAGCUUAAUGAAAGGUUAUUUCUUGAGGGGAAUGGAGCAGGAGGCUAUGGAGUGUUAUGAGGAAACUGUGGGUGAGAAUUCUAAGAUUAAGAUGAGUGCUGUGGCAUUCAACUAUAUUCUAGAUGCUUUAAGCAAGAACGGAAAGUUCGAUGAGGCAUUAAAGCUAUUUGACAGGAUGCUGAAUGAGCACGAUCCUCCAAAAAGAUUGACCGUGAAUUUGGGUAGCUAUAAUGUAAUGGUGGAUGGUUAUUGUGCAUUGGGAAGGUUCAAAGACGCAAUCAAUGUUUUUAACAGCAUGGGAGAGAAGAGGUGUAGACCAGACACAUUAUCUUACAAUAAUCUGAUUGAGCAGUUGUGCAAAAAUGACUUGUUGGGUGAGGCUGAGGAGCUCUAUAAGGAUAUGGGCGAAAAAGGGGUCAGCCCUGAUGAGUUCACGUUUGUUUUGUUGAUGGAUACUUGCUUUAAAGAAAGUAGGCCUGAUGACGCUGCUGUGUAUUUUAAGACCAUGGUGGAGUCUAAAUUGAGGCCUAAUCUUGGGGUUUAUGAUAGGUUGGUUGAUGGUUUGGUCAAAGUUGGUAAAGUUGAUGAAGCAAAAUCAUUUUUUGAUCUGAUGAUGGGAAAGCUCAGGAUGAAUGAUGAUAGCUACAAGUUUAUGAUGAAUGCAUUGUUUGAUAUUGGGCAGCAUGAUGAGGUGCUUAAGAUUGUGGAUAGAAUGUUGAGGGAGGAUCCAGCUGAUUUCUCUGAUGAGUUGCAAGAGUUUGUUCGAGAAGCCUUGGCGAAGGAAGGUAGAGAUGAGGAGUUGACCAAGCUUAUCGAUGAUAUCGAAAGGGAGAAGAAAGAAGCUGCUGACAGGGAGGCUGAAGCAGCUGAAAAAGCAAAGGCCAGUGCAAGAGCUGCUGUUUCCUCUUUGAUAAAUAGUCCUAAAUUGUUUGGAAAUAAGCAGCCUGAAGAGCAGUCAACAAUUGCUGGUGAGGCUGCCAGCAUCAACGACAAUGACAAACAAGAGGAGGUGAGUGUUCAAGAAACUGCUGCGGAAGCUAGUUCCUCUGGUGAGGGUGCAGAAGCUGAGAGCCUCGUUGCUGCAGAAGCUAGAAGUGAUGGUGCACUUUGAUCAGGUAGCAGAAUGAUAAAAUAUGUUGGUGACAACUAAUGAGAAACAAUAGUAGGUUUCCUUUCACUCUGCCACACUUGCAAGCACGAACUAUAAUCCUCUUAUGAUAAAUUAAUUACUAGUGGAAAAUUGUUUGUAAUUUAGAUGGAAAUGAAAUGAAAUGAUUUUUUUGAUCAUCUUUAAGUAAAUGGUGAGUAACAAAUUGCAAUGCA